Molecule: messenger RNA, 3281 nt
Organism: Monopterus albus (swamp eel)
Lineage: Eukaryota; Metazoa; Chordata; Actinopteri; Synbranchiformes; Synbranchidae
Gene: pygb
Product: phosphorylase, glycogen; brain
Exons: 20
Coding region: 232-2775 (847 amino acids)
Biological process (GO): glycogen catabolic process
Cellular component (GO): cytoplasm
Molecular function (GO): glycogen phosphorylase activity; pyridoxal phosphate binding
Source: RefSeq, a predicted model, not a curated record
GGCUAGAUUGUCAGAGACUCUGUCCUAUGGACCCCUGAUUGUAAUUAGAAACAGAAUCAGAGUGAGACAUCUUCCUUCGCUCCAAGCUCCUUUUUGGUUAGACCACAUUUGGCCCCGCCUAUUGUCACUUUGGGAAGUGGGCGUGGCGGUACGUUGUGCUCCUGUUCUAUCGUCCAGGUGUUCUUUGCAGUCCAGUCUCUACGCUCCUUCUGCGGUUGUUUUUGUGGAAACAUGGCGACGCCACUGACGGACCAGGAGAAGCGGAAGCAGAUCAGUGUUCGUGGCAUCGCGGGGCUCGGCGACGUAGCGGAGAUCAAGCGCACUUUUAACCGACACCUCCACUUCACCCUUGUGAAGGACCGGAACGUCGCCACACCCCGAGACUACUACUUCGCUCUGGCCCACACCGUCCGGGACCACCUGGUGGGCCGCUGGAUCCGAACGCAGCAGUACUACUAUGAGAAGGACCCCAAGAGAGUUUAUUAUCUGUCUCUGGAGUUCUACAUGGGCCGAGCACUGCAGAACACCAUGAUCAACCUGGGCCUGCAGAACGCCUGUGAUGAAGCCAUCUACCAGCUGGGCUUGGACCUGGAGGACCUGGAGGAGAUGGAGGACGACGCCGGUCUCGGUAACGGAGGACUGGGACGACUGGCAGCUUGUUUCCUGGACUCCAUGGCAACCCUCGGGCUGGCGGCGUACGGUUACGGUAUCCGCUAUGAGUUUGGCAUCUUCAACCAGAAGAUCAGAAACGGAUGGCAGGUGGAGGAGGCAGAUGAUUGGCUGAGGUAUGGGAACCCCUGGGAGAAGGCGCGGCCUGAGUACAUGCUGCCAGUUCAUCUGUAUGGUCGAGUGGAGAAAACCGAGAGCGGAGUCAAGUGGGUGGAUACACAGGUGGUGCUGGCAAUGCCCUAUGACACUCCAGUACCUGGUUACCGGAACAACACGGUGAACACGAUGAGGCUGUGGUCGGCUAAAGCUCCAAACGACUUCAAUUUGCAGAACUUUAACACUGGAGACUACAUCGAAGCAGUUCUGGACAGAAACCUGGCUGAGAACAUCUCCAGAGUCCUGUACCCCAACGACAACUUCUUUGAGGGGAAGGAGCUGCGUCUGAAGCAGGAGUACUUCGUGGUCGCCGCCACGCUGCAGGACAUCAUCCGCAGGUUCAAGUCCUCCAAGUUUGGCUGCAGAGACCCGAUCAGAACGUCCUUCGAUGCGUUUCCUGAGAAGGUGGCCAUCCAGCUGAAUGAUACCCACCCGGCUCUGGCCAUCCCUGAACUGAUGCGGAUCCUGGUGGACAUGGAGAAGCUGGACUGGGACAAGGCGUGGGACAUCACCUGCCGCACCUGUGCCUACACCAACCACACGGUGCUGCCCGAGGCGUUGGAGCGCUGGCCGGUCCACAUGUUUGAGCGGCUGCUGCCUCGACACCUGCUCAUCAUCUACGACAUCAACCAGAGACAUCUGGACAGGGUCGCCGCCAUGUUUCCUGGAGAUGUGGACCGUCUGCGUCGGAUGUCUCUGAUCGAGGAGGGAGACCCCAAGAAGAUCAACAUGGCUCACAUGUGUGUGGUCGGGUCUCACGCUGUCAACGGAGUCGCCCAGAUUCACUCGGACAUCAUCAAGACCACAGUGUUUAAAGACUUCCACGAGGCGGAUCCGGACAAGUUCCAGAAUAAAACUAAUGGCAUCACUCCUCGUCGCUGGCUGCUACUGUGUAACCCCGGCCUGGCGGACGUCAUUGCUGAGAGAAUCGGAGAAGGUUUCCUCACCAACCUCCAGCAGCUACAGAAGAUCCUGCUGUUUCUCAAAGACGAGGCUUUUAUCAGAGACGUGGCCAAAGUCAAACAGGAGAACAAGCUGAAGUUGGCCUCCUACUUGGAGAAACAGAACCAGGUGAGGCUGAACCCAGACUCUAUCUUUGACGUCCAGGUGAAGAGGAUCCAUGAGUACAAGAGGCAGCUGCUCACCUGUCUGCACGCCAUCACGCUGUACAACCGGAUCAAACUGGAGCCUCACAGGGCGUUCGUUCCGCGCACAGUGAUGAUCGGAGGGAAGGCAGCUCCCGGUUACCACAUGGCGAAGCUGAUCAUCAAGCUGGUCACCUCGAUUGGUCUUGUGGUCAACAACGACCCAGGGGUGGGCGACAAGCUGAAGGUGGUCUACCUGGAAAACUACCGAGUGACUCUGGCUGAGAGAGUGAUCCCGGCUGCAGACCUGUCCGAGCAGAUAUCCACAGCAGGAACAGAAGCCUCUGGAACAGGAAACAUGAAGUUCAUGCUCAAUGGAGCUCUGACCAUCGGCACCAUGGACGGAGCCACGGUGGAGAUGGCCGAGGAGGCCGGAGAGGAAAACCUCUUCAUCUUCGGCAUGAGGGUGGCAGACGUGGAGGAGCUGGACAGGAAGGGCUACAACGCUAGGGAGUACUACGAGCGUCUGCCGGAGCUGAAACUGGCUGUGGAUCAGAUCCAGAGUGGCUUCUUCAGUCCCACACAACCCGAACUCUUCAGAGAUCUGAUCAACAUGCUGAUGAACCACGACAGGUUUAAGGUGUUUGCUGACUACGAGGCCUAUGUUGCAUGUCAGGAGCGAGUCAGUGAGCUGUACAAGAACCCCAGGGAGUGGACCAGGACAGUGAUCCGCAACAUCGCUGCAUCUGGAAAGUUCUCCAGCGACCGAACCAUCUCCCAGUACGCCCGUGAGAUCUGGGGAGUGGAGCCCUCUGACGUCAAGAUCCCACCGCCCAACGAACCGCCCAUCGAGUCCCGUAACUGAUCAGGAUUUGUCCUGCAAGUAUUUAACCCAGUGGGUCUGAACUGCACACACUCUGCAAGGUGUUGUCCUCCAGAACACAUGAACUUUGGCUGUUUUUUCUUACAAGUAAUGUUUGUACCUAAAUCCACUUUAACAGAUUUAUAGGCUUUAGUCUUCUAAACAAGAUAUGAACAUGACAAGGACCCGGUCAGAGAAUCCCAGAGUUGUGCUAACAGUGAACUACAACGUCCCCAAUGCAGGUGUUUCUAACAGUAUGUAGCACAAGUCCUCAGUCCUGCUCCCUGUUUGUUUUUGAAACGGUGGCGCUUGUGUCCUGUUCUGUGUUGACACUCCUGCACCGAACAACCAGCCCUCUUACAGAGACCAGGCUUCAGUCUGGAGCUUUAUAACAUGUUCCAGUGUAGACACAUGUUUUUAGUAGGGCUGCACGGUAAAUCGUUGUGUGGGCGUGAUUCUGUCUCAUGUGACAAUGAUUCUGUUGUGUUUGCAUUAGCAGGGAGACACCU